Rubroshorea leprosula is the source of this 2824-nucleotide messenger RNA. The record is from the annotation of a GenBank genome assembly. Lineage: Eukaryota; Viridiplantae; Streptophyta; Magnoliopsida; Malvales; Dipterocarpaceae.
CUUAAGGUUUAUAUACCAUCUUCAGAAAGCUCUCCACUAGGAAGAAUUUUUUUAGGAAAUUCUGUAUUCAGUUGUUGAAAUAACUAUUGCUAGUGUCUCUGAUGGAGAAAUUACCAGUUUCAUGUCUAAGGUUAUGAUUGGUGGGUUCUUUUUAAGGGAUACCUUCUCACGCCCUCCGUGUACUUUGGUACAACCAUCCAUGGAAGCUGUCACGGAUUCUUGUGUGAAUAUUCCUGAUUUUGGUAAGAAUUUCUGCCCUCCAAUAUAUCCACUAGGUGAGCAGAAGUGGCAACUAAUUAUGGGUGUUCCUUUAAUAUGCAUUCACUCUCUUCAAGUGAAGCCCUCUCCAUUCCCACUUCCUUUGCAUCACAAACAGUGAUUGAAUGCCAGCCACUUAUGAUUCAUCUUCAGGAACAAUCUUGUUUAAGGAUAUCCUCUUUCUUAGCUGAUGGAAUAGUUGUAAAUCCUGGCACCGUUUUACCUGAUUCUUCAGUUAAUUCCCUUGUAUUUACUCUCGGACUUGGACAUUAGUGUUCCUCUAGACACAACUAAACUGGAUAAUCCUAGUAGCAAAAGGAACCUUACUGUUGAAAAGUCCUUUGCUGGAGCUAGACUUCAUAUUGAAAAAUUGUUUUUCUCUGAGUCACCUUCACUAAAACUCAAGCUAUUGAACCUGGAGAAAGAUCCUGCUUGCUUCUGUCUCUGGGAGGGUCAACCAAUUUGACGCUAGCCAGAAGAAAUGGACAGCUGGAGCAUCACAACUUAGUUUGUAUUUGGAAACAUCUGCUAGCUUAACUGGACUUCAGAGUUAUGCUGGCUGUACUUCAGGCUUGUGGAGGUGUGUCGAGGUUGAAGAUGCUUCUGUUGAGGUAGCUAUGGUAUCUGCUGAUGGGAAUCCUUUAAGAAUUGUUCCUCCUCCUGGCGGUGUUGUCAGAGUAGGGGUUGCUUGUCACCAAUAUUUAUCCAAUAGUUCUGUUGAGCAGUUAUUUUUUGUCUUGGAUCUCUAUACAUACUUUGGUAAGGUUAGUGAAAAGAUUGCCAUAGUUGGAAAGAGUAAAAGACCUGAGAUGGAUAAAAAUGACUCUCUCAGUCAAAGUUUGAUGGGGAAGGUUCCUAGUGAUACUGCUGUAAGUUUAACGGUCAACGAUCUCCAGCUUAGAUUUCUGGAAUCAUCCUCCUCCUUCAAUAUCCAUGAAAUGCCUCUGGUUCAGUUUAUUGGGAUAGAUCUGUUCAUUAAAGUUACUCAUAGAACUCUUGGCGGUUCUAUUGCUGUUUCAUCCACUUUGUUUUGGGAGAGGAUUGAGGUGGACUGUUUAGACAAUGGGAGAAACCUGGUAAAUGAGAAUCGAACAAUGUUAGAUUCAGUUGAAAAUGGUUCUCUUGUCACUUUGAAUGGAUAUCCUCCCCUUAAAGCUGUCUUUUGGGUUGAUAACAAAAAGAAGCAUCAAUCAAAUGGAAAAGCUUUUGUGAUUCCUUUUCUUGACAUAAGCAUUGUACAUGUCAUUCCCUUCAACGAACAGGACAAAGAGUGUCAUAGUUUAAUGGUGUCAGCUAGUAUUUCAGGUGUUCGCUUAGGUGGAGGAAUGAAUUAUAUGGAGGCUUUGCUGCAUCGAUUUGGAAUACUUGGGCCUGAUGGUGGUCCUGGUGAGGAACUCUCCAAAGGGUUGGAAAAUAUAUCAGCUGGGCCACUGGCUAAACUUUUGAAGCCAUCUGCUCUCGUCGAUGAUUUAGCGAAGGGUGGAAAUUUGGAGGGUGAGAAAGAUAGUGGUUUCUUGCACCUAGGGAUGCCAGAUGAUGUUGAUGUGUCAAUAGAGUUAAAGGACUGGUUAUUUGCUCUUGAAGGUGUGCAAGGAACGGCUGACAGAUGGUGGUUUGACAAUCAAGAAGACGUAACUAGAGAGGAGAGAUGUUGGCACACGACAUUCCAGACCUUGCGAGUAAAAGCAACAAGCAGUCCAAAGCAUAUGUUAAAGGGUAAAGGGAAAUCAGAUGAAGUGCAGAAAUAUCCUGUUGAAUUGGUCACGGUUGGUGUGGAAGGAUUGCAAACCCUGAAGCCUCAGGUCCAUAAAGGCCUUCUUAAAGCUGUCCAUUCUGAAAAUGGAUUCAAAGAAGGUUUUGAGACAUCUAGUGGAGUAAAUCUUGAAGUUCUUCUGGUGAUAUCAGAAAACAAUAUUGAGGAUGAAAUGGCCAACUGGGUGAUAGAAAACUUGAGAUUCUCUGUCAAGCAACCGGUAAAAGAAUCUGUCCCAAGAACAGAGGGCUUUGAAAAGAUCUUCUCCCAGGAUAAUCUCAGUAGGGGCAGUAGUGCUGGCAGUAUUGGGCAAUCUCCUAGAUCGUACGUUACACAUGAAACCCCACGGUCAACUCUAGCAUCAACUGUAGGCAGUUUUGGAUUCACAAGCCGAGCGUACCGCCCUCAUUACCAACUUAUCCAGUUCAGAAUCUCCUGAAGAGCAUCUUGCUAAUAUUAGAGAAUUGAGUCAGAAACUUGAAAGUAUGCGGAGUUUGUUGGUGCAAUUGCAGAGUCAAAUUUGAUGGGUCUUGUUUCCUGCCCUAUUCUUUGUGGUAAAAUCAUGGGAUUGAAGAAAGCAUCUCAACGGUGGCCGAGAAAGAAGAAAAAGAAGAAAUCAUCCCAGUGAAAUAGUCUAUCACAUUCUUUUGUGUAUAUAGAAUACACGUGAAUACUUGUGUGACAAUUUUAUCACAUGAAUACGUAUCAAUCAGGCACAAAGAAAAGCUGUUCUAUAUGAGUUAUCCCAGAAAUUUUGUAUCAAAGCAUGACAAUUUUUCCCUUCAAUAUUAGCAAUAAUUAAAAUGUUUCAUG